This is a messenger RNA of Lingula anatina, 6852 nucleotides long. RefSeq lists its product as uncharacterized. The record is from RefSeq and is a predicted model, not a curated record. NCBI's taxonomy places the organism in Eukaryota, Metazoa, Brachiopoda, Lingulata, Lingulida, Lingulidae. Gene Ontology annotation, biological process: ATP generation from poly-ADP-D-ribose; regulation of DNA repair; nucleotide-sugar metabolic process. Gene Ontology annotation, cellular component: nucleus; cytoplasm. Gene Ontology annotation, molecular function: poly(ADP-ribose) glycohydrolase activity.
AGACAACCUUGACCCUUUUUAACAUCAACAAGAAAAGGAAGACCGAUUUUCGCAUUUUAUAAGAUUUUUGAGCGUGUGCCAGCUGACGGAAUGAUUUACUCAAAUGUAGCACAAUGAGAGAGAGUUAAACCUGGGAUAGGAGUCAAGUGCGUCGUAACUGUUAACGCAUGAAAUGAUCAGGGCAAGCAGCCAGGAGCUACUCAGAGGUAAUUACAAUGACAGUUCUGGUGACUUUUCCCUGUCACCUGCCCCAGUGGCCCCAAGUACAGAUGUUAAUACUGGACCUUCUGGUCUCUCUGGACACAGAGGAACUGGACCCUGGUCAAGUGGUGGCCAGACUGGAGGCCAUCUUGAAUGCUGCCCGUCCCCAGGACAACUUGCACCAGCAGCAAGAAGGGGAGAAUCAUACUCAGCCAGAAGAGAGAUCCAAGCAGGAAGUGAUGUCACAACAGGAAGUGACAUCACAACAGAAAACAGGGUCGGCAGAAUGUGAUCAUAAUAUUGGAAAAGAUGGAAAGAAAAACAGAAAAGGAAAACAAAAGAAAGAACUAAAUAAAAAGGCUGGUGACAGUGCUAGGGCAGGGUCUAGACGUCGAGGUGGAAAUGCUGACAACAACUGGGUGUUUAAUGGACUGCAGUAUUUCCUAGAGGUGACAGCCUCUCUCCAUGAAAGAGAGGUAUUCAUGAAGACCACCCUGCCCACUGUACUAAAGCUGGUGUUAAGACUGGAGGAGGUCCUGCCAGAAGAUGGAGUGGACAUAGCUGUCCAGCAGCAUGCCUGUACGUUGGCGCUACAGAAGGACCUGGUUUCCAGUAUCAUCGCCUGUGGCUUCCUCUGUCUGUUCCCUGAUACAAAAGACUACACAGGGGAUACAAAGUUGCACAGCAUCAAUUUUGACAAUUUCUUCACGUAUCUUAAGGGAUCUAGGAGCCCUUCCCAGAGUGCCAAGCUGAGGUGUAUACUCCACUACUUUAACAGGGUAGCAUUGGCGGACUUCCACAUGGCUGGAGAUAUCCGCUACAUACGAAAGGUGCUGAAAAAAGACGAGACACCAGAUUUGACUGCCUGGGUGGACUGUGAGAAGCCUCUGUGUCAGAUUCAUGUCCAUCAUGACAGGAAAAUUGAAGAUGUUGGAUCAGAGGCAAUACAGGUUGAUUUUGCCAACCGGUUCAUAGGAGGUGGAGUCCUAGUUGGUGGUAGGGUCCAGGAAGAAAUCCGUUUCUGCAUCAGUCCAGAACUGAUAGCCUCUUUGCUAUUUAUGGAAUUCAUGAUGGACAAUGAGGCAAUUAGUAUAGAGGGAACCACCCAGUUCAGUGACUACACGGGAUAUGCCGAGAGCUUCAGAUUUGCUGGUGAUCAUCAUGUGGAAGAAAAGCAAGAUGUAGUAGUGUGUGCCAUUGACGCCACUAGAUUUGGCCACCAGGGGGCGUACAAGCAGUACACGGCAGAUAUGGUCCUUCGAGAAGUUAACAAGGCUCUUGUAGGAUUCAAACAAUCUGAAAUUGAAACAAGGCAGACAGUUGGUCAGUUUGGGUCAUGUGACUUCUCAUUAAGCCAAUCAGAAGAGUCAGAAUAUUUUACAGCAGUUGAAGAAUUGGUGGAGGAUUCUUCAGUGACCUUGACCUUGGCUGAUUUCACGUCUACUCUUGCUAAGGCCAUCCUUGCCUCGGCCAUGGCAGAUGCCAUGCAGCUUUCAAAGGGUACUAAAGAAGAGAUAGAGGAAAAUGAGAAUGACAAUAUGGCAGCAGAGAAUGACCUUGCCAACCAAGCACCACAUGACCACCUUCAACCAAUAGGAAUCUGCAAUCACAGCCACUUAAACGUUCCAGUGGAUGUUCAGAGCCUUUGGAUGAACCAGUUUCGCAGACGAAGCUCAAAUUUAAGUGACAUUUCCUCACGGCGUAGCAGCUACAGCACACGCCAGAGCUCUGACUUCAGUACAGAUUUUGAGGAAUAUUAUGAAGGAUUUCAACAGAAAGAGAUGAAGAAACGCCACAGUACUAUCAAAGAAGAAUCGAGCACCUCUCAGCCGAGACUCUCAGACUUUGCCACAGCGUUGAUCUCGCAGUUAAUGGAGGACAGUUGGAAGGUGGUGCAGCAGAGUUUGGCAGGGGUACAGGCCUUUGACAGCUGCCAGCCUGCUGUGAAAAUGGUCAGACCUCUCCCAACCCGCGGGAUGAAAGGGCACCAACUGGCAGCCAUUUCACAAGAGUCGUCCCAAGACCUCAGUAACAGUAGUGGUGACUCCACCACAGAGGAGGAGAGCACUGAACAGGAGAGAAAAGUACAGUUUGAUCGUCUUGAAGGACCUCAUAUUGAAGAGUCCACCAGGGAGUAUGUGAACUCUCUUGUAGAGGGGGCUGUGAGUAUCCUCAGAGCUAACCAAUCGAAAGACCUGCUUCCACAGGUACCUGACGGUAAUUCUGCAGCUGUGAGUAGAACUGAUAUUGAUCCUCAGGACAGUUCAAUACCACACAUACAGGGGAAACACGGGACAAAUUGUACAACUGGCAAUGACCUCAGCAGUGACCUUGACAUUUGUGAUGACCUUGGCCUUUGUGGGAAAGCCAGUUCGACCAAGAAGAGAUUGCAUAGUUCAACUUCCACAGGCAGAACAGCUCAGCCUGGAGGCAAAGACACAUUUGCUCAAGUUCUUCUCCAAAAAGUACUUGGCAGUGAAGCAGGCUGUCAAAAAGAAGAGGAGUUAAGUGCCAAAGGGGUGGAGUCUUCUCCUGUCAAUCAAUGUACUGACAGCAGUACAGGUGGUAUGGUUGGAGAGAUUUUUUCUAAAACAUUGAAUGAGGCAACACAAGGCAUUGCAGCAGUUCUACGAGGACCAAUUGCAAGUGGGGAUGAGCUGCAUGACCUUUAUGAAUUUAAUGACCUUGACCUUAGGGGCACAUGCCCAGUUGACCUUAACCCUGAAGAGAGGUCUUGGCCUCCUCCACCCAGAGCCUGUGUUGGAGAGUCAUCUAUGCAGCAGGACAAUGUGCCAAACACAAACUACGUAGACCAGUGUCAAAUGAGCAACUGUCUAGCUUUAGGCGAAAGUCAUCAAUCAUUUUCAGUUGGAACAGAAGUUGUUGAUGGUUCAGAGAUCUCACAGGCUCACCGCAGUCAUGCCUUCACAACUCAGUAUAGGAACUUGGACCAGUAUUCUAGUACAUGUGCCAAAAUAGUUCUCUUGGAUGCAUUCAGUGUGCUAAGGAAGUUUUACAAGUUGCACUCAGACUGGAAAGAUAAACGGCGAGGGAGUGUGCCUUUAACCAAAGACUCGAAAAACAUUGGAGCUGAAAUUCUUGCUGGAGAGUUUGCCAAAGGUUUCCGGUCAGAUGAGUUAACAAGAUUUGCAGAGGACUUGGUCAAAAGAAGUUCCAUGACAGAGCUAAAUAAACUCCCUCGGCGAGGAAGUUGUGGAUUCCGAGACGCCACUCUCUCAGACUUUGCCGAGCAGCUCAUGCACAGUAGCUCGGGAAGCCCAUCAUUUGAGAUGUUCCAGAAAGUUCAAAACCGGUCUGUUUCAACUUCCCACAGGAAAAGUUUUGAUUUUGGUAAUUUAAGCCGUGGUGGUGGUGGCGGCAGCAACGGGACAUGUCUUUAUGAUCAACCUUCUGUGGUGUCAAGAAGAGGUAGCACAGGUGGUAUUAAGAUGAGGGAUAUUUUCAACCUGAAGCCGUUCACAGAACGCCUGUCUGAUUAUGCAGAUGAUAUUGUGAACGAGGUGAUUCACGAUGUCUUUGUAAGGUUAAGUCGUAGUGAGACAUGUACAAGUGAGUCUGAAUAUGAGGACCAUGACUGUAGUGCCUGUACCCAUGACAGAGACUCUGAUGUCGACAACAACCAAGAACCAGCACUGAACAAUAUGGCGGCAACCGUAAAUCUGAAUGAUAACCAAAGCGUUUCAGUUUUAGCAGAUACUGUCGAUAACUUUGCCCAAACUUUAUCAAGUAACAUCAUUCAUAGUGCAGUUUCUGAAGUGGUUCAUGAAUUCUUGCCACUUGCACCUGAACAGGCGUAUGGUAUUCCCCAUGAUGUGUCACAUGACCAAGGAACUGACCAGUCAGAAGAUGAGUGGUCAGAUGCAGCCUCUGGCCCAGACAUAGAGGCUGUUGCCAAGGAAGUCGUUUCUGCAGCAAUAAAUACAGGAGUAGAGAGAUAUAUUGCUGAAAUGGACAUUCAACUUCCAAUAGCCACGGGUAACUGGGGGUGUGGUGCAUUUGGAGGAGACCCCCAGCUGAAGGCGAUGAUCCAGUGGAUGGCGGCUUCUUCUGUGGAUGCUCCGUACCUAGCCUACUUCACAUUUGGGGAUGAGAGAAUGAUAGAGUUUGAAGCAGUGGUGAAGUACAUCUUAGGUAAAGGUUGGGCUGUGGGAGAUCUCAUGCAGGCAGUCCUGAACUACUGUGACCUUGCUACCAGUGAAUAUGAAGAAAGUCACAUGGUCACGACGCAGUUUUUCCAGUACAUAUUCAUGUUGUGAGAGUCCAGCCAGUUCAGUCACAUUUCGUUGUACAGACUUAACUUGCCACCGGUGAAUGAAAUAAAAGGAAGUUUAUCAUUGAUAGUUACACCAGUUUAUCCAGUUUAUUAGUGCUUUUUGAGUGCACUGAAUUUGUUCACUUCUUAGUAUUAACGAAGGGAAACUAUGCCUGCCUGUAUGGCUACUACACUUAUCCCAGUAUUUUUAAAUCAUUUGUGAAAACAAUGUACAUGCAGGCUGUAAAGAUUGGCACCAAUCAAGUAGACAUUAUUGCCAGUGCCUACUUUUCCAGUGCAAACUUUUCCACUACAUACUUAUCCUCGUGCUUUGAGAGUAUGUAAGUACAAGCUCAUCCUCAUUCUGUAAGAGUGCAGUAAGUUUAUCCUUAUGCUUUUAGAGUAUAUACUCUGUAGUGAGUUCCUUCUCAUGCUGUGAGAGUACAGUGAGUUCGUCCUUUUGCUGUGAGAGUACAGCGAGUUCAUCCUUAUGGUGUGAGAGUAUAGUGAGUUCAUCCUCAUGCUAUGAGAGUAUAGUGAGUUCAUCCUCAUGCUAUGAAAGUAUGGUGAGUUCAUCCUUGUGCUGAGAGUAUAUUGAAUUCAUUUUCAUGUAGUCUGAUCAUUUUUAUGAUCACAUAAUAGGAAUUUAUAUUGCAAACUUAAGAAAAUUCUCUGUUAGUUUGGGUAUUGGCCAGAGUUUAAGGCAACAGUAAUCACAUGCUAAUAAGAAGUUAUUGUAGUUUUGUUGAACAGAAUUCUGUUUUAAAACUGCAUGCUGCCUUGAAUUUUUUUUUACCCUGAAGUAUUUUUAUUUCCAAGCAAGAACUAUAAAGAACACUACACCUUUGAACCAUGUGAUAUUGCAGUUGUUAAGUAAAAAAUGCAUUGAUUUUUUUUCUUUUUGCUUUGCUUUCUUUGACAAACCAGUUGUCUAUCACCUUCACAAAUAUUAACAGUUCUCAGAACUUCUGAGUUAUGUGGACAGUCAUUAUUUCUGUGUUAAAUGUUAUAGCUUGCUGUGGUCAUGUAUCAUAAUUAUCAUACAUGUCUUGGAAGCAUUAUAAAACCAUAGUAUCAGCCAAUUAGAUGAAGCACCAUGGUUGUUUAUGCCUAAAUAUACUCAUCAAAACCUGUUGCUUUAAUUUACAACUGGUGGCACAUGCAGAAACGUGAAGUGCCAUGUUCAAAUCAGACCCAACUUGGACUUUACUUUUGUUCAUAGUUGAAUUGGUGAUUAAAUAGCUGUUAUAGUACUGUAAUUGCUUGAUCUUUUCAAUUGUGGAAAUUGUGAAUUUGACAGAUACUGAAUUUAUAAGUCAAUUUUUUAAAAUUAGAACAUUUCUGUUGAGUGGUAGCAACAAAACUAAAAAGCAGGCUACUCUAUAGUUUUAUUCUAUGUGAUCUAAGCACAACAAAUGCUAUAUAGUCUAUUUCUGUGAGAAAGAUUAAAUUUUUGUGAUUUUAUGAAAUGACAUGUCUGAAAAUUUGAUAAUAUUUGCCUGUUGGAAAGAGAAUCAUAAAUAUACUGUGCAACAGCAAUGGCAUUUGUUAAAGAUGGCCCUCUGAUUAUGGUUCGCUGUCCAUAGCAAUGUGAUCUAUUGGCAUGUGGUAAAAAAAGAGUUUGGUUAAUUUUUAGUCUUAAAGUGAAGGUCAGCUAAUGUGUCUGUUCAAUUCCUUUGUGACAUUAAUAAGACUUUCUACCAAUAAUCAGUUCUGAUAUGUACACAGACAGACAGCUUAAUUUGACAUUGACUAUUAUUUAUUGCUAAGUCAUGACUGUCAUCGCAUUUGUUUCUCAACAAAAGUCUAUCACAGAAAACUAAAUAUAUUCUAUUCCUCAAAGUUUUCUUUCCAAGUGCUUGCCAGAAGUAAUGGGGCUAGUAAGGGGCCUGAAUGUGAGAGGUUGGUUGGGGGACAAGUAGGGGGUGCAUUUGUCAGGAACCAAUUAUAAUCUUAAAAUAUAGUUUGGCACAAAUGAAGUGAUUUAAAUUUGCAAGGAAUUGGCUUGUUCUAUUUUCAUCUGUGUAAGCGGCUUGAAACGUGCUACAUGUGUAUUUACAUAACUGUGCUACAUGUGUAGUAACAUAAUAUAAAAGAGUAGUUUACAAUAAUUUAAUAUGUAUCUUGCUUGAGGCAAGUUUUUGAAAGGUGAUUUUCACCAUUGAAAUUGUGCCACAUUUUUCAUUUAUGAAUGUUAAGUCUGAAGACAUUGUUUUAUGUUGACUGUGUACUGGUAUGGCUUUAUGUUUUGUCUGAUGCCUCUAACUUAUAAUAUGUCUAUUGAGUUGGUCAUUUAGAAGAUGUUCAUAUCAUCAAGUGAAACAAAGUAUCAUUUUACUAUUAUGUCAGUUUUGCAGAAAAUAAAUUUGACAACAACA